AAGAUGGUUUUGAAGACUGAUAGCUCCUUCUACCCAAAGCCGAGCGCAGAGUGAGAGAAACCCUAGGUAAGGAACAAUGCCGGCUGGUCACGGUUUGAGAUCUCGCACCAGAGAUUCAUUCUCUCGUCCCUUCAGGAAGAAGGGAACCAUCGCGCUCACUACUUAUCUUCGAACUUACCACAUCGGCGAUUAUGUCGACAUUAAGGUUAACGGUGCCGUCCACAAGGGUAUGCCUCACAAGUUUUACCAUGGCCGCACCGGUCGCGUCUGGAAUGUCACCAAACGCGCCAUUGGUGUCGAGGUUAACAAACAGGUGGGGAACAGAAUUAUUAGAAAGAGGAUUCAUGUGCGUGUUGAGCACGUGAUGCCUUCAAGGUGCACCGAGGAGUUCCGUUUGAGGAAGAUCAAGAAUGAUCAACUCAAGGCGGAUGCCAAGGCAAGUGGUGAGAAAAUUAGCACCAAGAGACAACCUGAGGGUCCUAAACCAGGUUUCAUGGUCGAAGGAGCUACAUUGGAAACCGUCACUCCCAUUCCCUAUGAUGUGGUCAACGAUCUUAAAGGAGGAUAUUAGUUUUAUUUCUGUUUGUUGGUUUGCCCAGUUUUUUUGUUUUUAGUUUAUCCUCUGUCAGGCGACUUGUGAACAAUUUUGGUUGUUUGAUUCUCUAAAUACAAUUAUAUGUUCUAUUUUAUUCCGUUUUUAAUGAGUUUUACAUCCUAUGAUUUGCGAA
This is a messenger RNA of Vigna unguiculata (cowpea), 728 nucleotides long. Its product is annotated as large ribosomal subunit protein eL21z/eL21y. Gene Ontology annotation, biological process: translation. The record is from RefSeq and is a predicted model, not a curated record. Gene Ontology annotation, cellular component: ribosome. Gene Ontology annotation, molecular function: structural constituent of ribosome. Lineage: Eukaryota; Viridiplantae; Streptophyta; Magnoliopsida; Fabales; Fabaceae.